Pelecanus crispus (Dalmatian pelican) is the source of this 1098-nucleotide messenger RNA. Its product is annotated as ETS variant transcription factor 3. The record is from RefSeq and is a predicted model, not a curated record. Gene Ontology annotation, cellular component: nucleus. Lineage: Eukaryota; Metazoa; Chordata; Aves; Pelecaniformes; Pelecanidae. Gene Ontology annotation, molecular function: sequence-specific DNA binding; DNA-binding transcription factor activity, RNA polymerase II-specific. Gene Ontology annotation, biological process: regulation of transcription by RNA polymerase II; cell differentiation.
AUGAAAGCAGGCUGCAGCAUUGUGGAUAAGCCAGAAGGAGGAGGAGGUUAUCAUUUCCCAGAGUGGGCUUACAAGACUGAGUCCAGCCCCGGCUCCCGGCAGAUCCAGUUAUGGCAUUUCAUCCUGGAGCUGCUGCAGAAGGAGGAGUUCCGCCAUGUCAUCGCCUGGCAGCAGGGCGAGUACGGGGAGUUUGUCAUCAAGGACCCUGACGAAGUGGCCCGGCUGUGGGGCAGAAGAAAAUGCAAACCCCAGAUGAACUACGACAAGCUGAGCCGGGCGCUCAGAUACUAUUACAACAAGAGGAUUCUCCACAAGACAAAAGGCAAAAGGUUUACCUACAAGUUCAACUUCAACAAGCUGGUGAUGCCCAACUACCCGUUCAUUAACAUUCGGCCUAACGGUGUCGUGCCACAGAGCGCUCCUCCUGUCCCCACGGCUUCGUCCCGCUUCCAUUUCCCACCGCUGGACAGCCACUCUCCCACUGAAGAUGCCCAGCCCAGUCGGUUCUCCGGUGGGUCCCUGGUCCCAUCCAACCCAGAAGCGUUGGGUGACGGCGGCGAGAGGAAGCCGGACAUGCCGGAGCUGGAGGACGGCUCCUCGGAUUGGCGCCGUGGCGUGGAUCUCAUGGCCUCGCGCAACGCCGUGGGCGCUGGUAGCGUCAACCACCAGAAGCGCAAGCCCGAUAUUAUGCUCCCUCUCUUCACCAGGCCCGGGAUCUACCCGGAUCCUCACAGCCCCUUUGCCGUGUCCCCUCUGCCGGGGCGCGGCGGGGUCCUAAACGUCCCGAUCUCUCCUGCGUUGUCCCUGACUCCCACCCUUUUCUCCUACAGCCCCUCUCCGGGCCUCAGCCCCUUCACAGGUAGCAGCUGCUUCUCUUUUAACCCCGAGGAAAUGAAACACUACCUGCAUUCGCAAGCUUGCUCCGUCUUCAACUACCACCUGAGUCCGCGGACUUUCCCCCGCUAUCCGCUCAUGGUGCCACCACUACAGUGCCAAAUGCCCCUCGAGGAGCAGCCCCAGUUCCCCAUCAAGCUACAGCCUCCCCCCGUGGGGCGCAAAAACAGGGAGAGACUGGAAAGCACUGAGGAGCCGGCAGCC